AUGAAAACAAAAAAUCAAAUAAAUAUAAAAAAUAUAUUAUUAUCUAAUUAUUAUGAUUUAUUGCAAAAAAAUAAAUUAAUAUUUUCUUCUUUAGAAGAAACUGAAAAAGAUAAUAAACAAAGUGCUGUAAAAUACUUAUUAUCUGGACGAUUAAAAGGAGUAAGUAUGGCUAGAAAAUUUAAAUUAAAUGGUAAUUCGAAUAUUAAAAAUAAAUCGAAUAAAUCAUUAAACAAAUCAACUAAAUUAAAUAAUACAACAAAAAAGUCUAAAUCUAUAUUAAAUUUACCUUUAUAUAACACAAAUAAUUCAUUUAAUAAUUCAUUUUUAAUUAAACCUAGUGAAACUAGUUUAAAUUCAGUGGAUUCUUAUAGAUUACAAUAUGUUCAAAAAGAUAUUUUUACUAAAUGAGGAAUAAUUGGACUAAAAUUAUGAUUAUUUAAUAAAUCUUAA
This is a messenger RNA of Monosiga brevicollis MX1, 450 nucleotides long. NCBI's taxonomy places the organism in Eukaryota, Choanoflagellata, Craspedida, Salpingoecidae. The record is from the annotation of a RefSeq genome assembly.